CCGCCAAGGAAAUGUCAUGCGCGCGCACGACAAAUGUCAAGUGAAAAGUGAAUGUGCAGCACACACGUCUCAAAUUUUCUCUCAUAAUUUUUUUCUCAGCUAAAAUAUCUGCCUGGAGCACGCCCAAACGCAUAAAUUGCACAGAGUUCUAUAGGUAGGCAAGUGUAAAUUGCAACAAAAUAGGUUGGCGAAAGAAUGGAGGACGAUUGGGAGCAAAUAGCUGAGAAGAUUGAUCGGGUGACCAUACCCCCAAAGAAUCCCAACAUCAACAAAUGGGAGGGUGAAGAUGAGGAGGAUGAUGUUAAGGAUAGCUGGGAAGAUGAUGAAGAGAAGAAGGAUGAGGAAAAGGUAGAGACUAAAGUCACGAGAACGAAACCCAAGAAGAAUCUACAAGAAAAAAUAGCUGAAAAAGAGCGCCUUCAUCAGGAAGAACUUGCAAAGAGGGAGCGUGAAAAGGAGAAAACCAUGACACCAGAGGAACUACAGGCUGAAAAACUCAGAAUUGAGAAGGAACAGAGAGAGUCGGACUUGAGAAAUGCUCAGGAGUUGCUGGGUGUCAGUGCUGAUCGCCUAUCUGGAGAGGGAAUUGAUGCAAUGUUGCCCACAAAUAAAGCAGAGUUCUCCGAACUUGCUGAAGCCAUUAGCAAAAAAGUAUCCACAUUCAAAAACAAGGAUGAAUUUCCGGGAUGUGUGGAAGAAAUAGUUCGCAAUCUUUGUGUACAUUUGAAUUCAAUUGAUUUGAAAAAGGUAAAAACCACAGUGGAUAAUUUGUACACAGAAAAGCAGAAGAUGGAGAAGGAGAAAAGUAAAAAAGGCAAGGGCAAGUCAUCACGAGCCAAAUUGAGAUACGACGGUGACACUCAAUCGAAGAUUACGGAUUAUGGGUACGAGGAAUACGAUGACUACGAUGAUUUCAUGUAACAUUAAAUCAAAUUGGGGGAUCUUAACUUGUUAUCUACACGAAUUACAAUGUAAAACAAAUUAAGCAACAUUCAAGUACAGAAAUUAUUUGGUGAAAUGAGAAAAAAAAACAGAAACAUGAAAAUACUUUGAAGUAUCCUAAAUAAGUGUAGAGUUAUUCUACAUUUUAAUGUAAAAAAUAUGUAAAAUUUAACAUGAAUUUUCAAAUAAACAUUUAAAGAUUGCAAAGGGUU
This is a messenger RNA of Phlebotomus papatasi, 1154 nucleotides long. RefSeq names its product eukaryotic translation initiation factor 3 subunit J (gene eIF3j). The record is from RefSeq and is a predicted model, not a curated record. Gene Ontology annotation, molecular function: translation initiation factor activity. NCBI's taxonomy places the organism in Eukaryota, Metazoa, Arthropoda, Insecta, Diptera, Psychodidae. The transcript is spliced from 6 exons. Gene Ontology annotation, cellular component: eukaryotic translation initiation factor 3 complex; cytoplasm. Bases 196 to 921 code for a protein of 241 amino acids.